Molecule: messenger RNA, 794 nt
Organism: Guillardia theta CCMP2712
Lineage: Eukaryota; Cryptophyceae; Pyrenomonadales; Geminigeraceae
Exons: 1
Source: RefSeq, a predicted model, not a curated record
GGGAGGGCAGGUGGAAAGGAGUGAGGAGAGCGAUGUAGGAGGUACGAGAGAGAAGAUGAGAUCGAGUGAGCAUGAAGGAGAAGGGACAGGGAGGAGCUGACGGCUGACUGGAACAUGAUGCGUCUUCCCUCAGCCAUGUCGCCAUCUUCGGAUGUCUCGGGGGACAAGUUUGAACCCAUCCUGUCGCACAAACUGAAGAAAGUCGGCGGGCACUCGCUCAAGAGUUGGUUGGUGAGGCGGGGCAAGUCAUUCAAAGAUCUCUCCUCAGCAGACAACGACAAGGAAGAGAUCAGGAACGUGUUCCAGCUGUUCGAGGUCCCCGACAACCCUGGCUUCUUCCCUUCCGAGUCCUUCGUCGUCGCCUGCAGGAUGCUCAAGAUCCUCCAGGACCCUCGCCUGCUCCCUCCUCUUCCUCCCUUGCUCACCUUCCGGGAGUUCGAGGAUCAACUGAAGAAGCUGGGGUACGGCAAGAGGGACAUCCUGGUAGAGCUCUACAACCCCGAGACCAUGAAAUGGCUAGAGGAGACGAGGACGCUGCUCAACGACGGCAUGCCGGCAAGCCUGCAGCUCCUCCACAUGAGGAGGCAGAGAUCGAUCCAGUCUCUCCCUAUGUCUGAUGCCGGAACGAGCGAGGACGCGAAUCAGUCUCGUCAACCUGCUCCUCGCCCAAGACGCGAUUCCUCCUACGUCUCUGCCUCCAAGACCUCGCCGUCAGAUGGGAGGUUGUCUCCAAAGCGCACGCACACGGAGAUCGUCGUCAUAGUGCUGUUCGGGAAGCACAAUCCUUCGAAUGU